AUGUGCAGGUUGAUGAUCAAGGGCCGUUUCUUCAACUUUAACAUAAUCAACGUGCACAGCCCUCACUCCGGAAGCACUGAUGAUGACAAGGACGCAUUUUACGCCCAGCUCGAACGUAAGUACGACUGUUGCCCAAGCCACGACGUCAAGAUCAUCAUAGGAGAUCUAAACGCUCAGGUAGGCCAGGAGGAGGAGUUCAGACCGACGAUUGGAAGGUUCAGCGCCCACCAGCUGACAAACGAAAACGGCUUACGACUCAUCGAUUUUGCCGCCUCCAAGAACAUGGCCAUUCGUAGCACCUUCUUCCAACAUAGCCUCCCUUAUCGUUACACCUGGAGAUCACCACAGCAGACGGAAUCGCAAAUCGAUUACGUUCUGAUUGAUGGAAGGCACUUCUCCGAAAUUAUCGACGUCAGGACCUAUCGUGGCGCUAACGUCGACUCUGACCACUAUCUGGUAAUGGUGAAACUGCGCCCAAAACUCUCCGUUAUCAACAAUGCACGGUACCAACUACCGCCACGGUACAACAUAGAGCGAUUGAAGCAACCGGAUGUCGCCUCAACAUACGCGCAGAAUCUCGAGACAGCGUUGCCAGACAAGGGCGAGCUCGAUGUUGCUCCCCUAGAAGACUGCUGCAGUACAGUAAAAGCAGCCACAAACAACGCAACCGAGUGCACCGUCGGGUACGUGGAACGGAGUCGACGAAACAAAUGGUUCGACGAAGAGUGCAGAGUGAUUUUGGAGGAGAAGAACGCAGCGCGGACGGUAAUGCUGCAGCAUGGAACCCGGCAGAACGUGGAACGAUACAAACAGAAGCGGAAAGAGCAGACCCGCAUCUUUCGGGAGAAAAAACACCACCUGGAAGAAGCGGAGUGCGAGGAAAUGGAACUGCUGUACCGCUCUCAAGAAACACGGAAAUUCUACAAGAAGCUACAGCAUGGAACCCAGCAGAACGUGGAACGAUACAAACAGAAGCGGAAAGAGCAGACCCGCAUCUUUCGGGAGAAAAAACGCCACCUGGAAGAAGCGGAGUGCGAGGAAAUGGAACUGCUGUACCGCUCUCAAGAAACACGGAAAUUUUACAAGAAGCUCAACAAAUCCCGCAACGGUCCUAUGCCGCGAACCGAAAUGUGCAGGGAUAAGGACGGGGGCCUCUCAACGGAUGGACGUGAGGUGAUUAAAAGGUGGAAGCAGCACUUCGAUGAGCAGCUGAACGGCGCGGAGAACGUAGGCAUGGGGGUUCAAGAUGACGGGAGAAACAAUAACGUCAGUGUAGCAGAUGACGGAAAUGAUCCAGCUCCCACAUUGAGGGAAGUUAAGGAUGUCAUGCACCAGCUCAAAACCAACAGAGCAGCUGGUAAGGAUGGCAUCACAGCUGAACUCAUCAAAAUGAGCCCAGAAAGGUUGGCCACGUGUUUGCACCGAUUAAUAGUCAGGAUUUGGGAAACCGAACAGCUACCGGAGGAGUGGAAGGCAGGGGUAAUUUGCCCCAUUCACAAGAAAUGCGACCAUUCGGAAUGCGAGAACUUCCGAGCGAACACAAUUCUGAAUGCCGCCUACGAAGUGUUAUCCCGAAUCAUCUUCCGUCGUCUAUCACCUAAAACGAAUGAAUUUGUGGGAAGUUAUCAAGCCGACUUCGUCGAUGGCCGAUCGACAAAGGACCAGAUCUUCACCGUGCAGCAAAUCCUCCAAAAAGGCCGUGAAUACCAGGUCCCAACGCAUCACCUGUUCAUCGACUUCAAGGCAGCAUACAAUAGCAUCGACCGCAUAGAGCUAUGGAAAAUUAUGGACGAGAACAGCUUACCUGGGAAGUUGACUAGAAUUAUCAAAGCGACGAUGGACGGUGUGCAAAACUGGCUUAAGGAUCUCGGGUGA
This is a messenger RNA of Malaya genurostris, 1875 nucleotides long. RefSeq lists its product as uncharacterized. The coding region runs from base 1 to 1875 and encodes 624 amino acids. The record is from RefSeq and is a predicted model, not a curated record. The transcript has a single exon. Lineage: Eukaryota; Metazoa; Arthropoda; Insecta; Diptera; Culicidae.